CACCUCGCCAAAGAACCAUCUUUAGCUACACAAGGUACUGUAUGUAGCUCGCUAGCUGGCCGAACACAUACCAAACGCGCGAACAAAACCUCCUGCAACCCGGGCUCCCUCCUCCGAGGCAUAGGCAUCUCCCACAUACACUCAGCACGCACGAGGCUCGUGGACCUGCAGCCAUCAUUGCUCUGCCUGCCGCUUCGCCUGCGUUGUUGCUGCCAGCCAGCUGGGCGACAAGCGGCGCCUCGUGGCGUGUUCUGAACAGCGUGGUCAGAAUUGUCGGCACCUUCGUCACGACGGGCCAUCUCUUAGCUUGUUGAUCCGGACCACCACCCCAUCCCCCCCCCUCGUUGGUCUGCCAGCCAGCUUCGGGCAGAGGGUUGGGGAAAGCAAGCAAACCCAAGGGCACGAAGGAGCGUCGCGCCGCGGGUAACCUCGCACGACGACCAAGACGACGACGAACGACGCCCCUCCGUCCUUGGUGGCCGCCCGCCCGCCAUGGACCCUGCGGUGUGGCGCAAGCCGGAGCGCUCGACACCCGUCUCCAAGGACGCCGUUCGCUCGGCGCCGUACACAUACCAUGCGCCAAGCCCGCCCAUGAUCGAGAUCCCCAUCAUGCAGCCGUCGAUGCCGGGACGGGAACCUAUCCUCAACCUCAUGCCGUCGUUUGACCACGUCGACUCGGCGCAGCUGUCGAGCAACGACCUCACCCUCAUCACUCGCAACACCACCCAGAUCGCCACGGACCGCGCCUGUUCCUGGAGGUACGAGCAGCGCCGCCAAGCCCAGUCCAUCCUCGACUUCCUCUACCUCGGCCCCACCAGUGUCGUCAGAGAGCACGACUUCCUCCUGCGCGAGGGCAUCACCAUGGUUGUCGUGGCCCGCGACAUCCGCAUGAACCACGCCAAACUACUCAGCGUCGAGAACGCCGGCAACGUCCUCGGCGUCGCCGUCUGCUACCUCGACAUCGACUGGCCACAGGGCAUGAUACCGAGCUUUCAGCACGCCAUCCGCGCCAUCAACGACCAUCUGGUAGCCGUCUAUCAAGCGCAGGCUCAGGAGCGAGACGGUCAGGGCCAGAUGCUCGUCGACGGCUCUCGCUUCCGCCGCGGCAAAGUCCUGGUAUGCUGCGAGUCUGGCAACGACCGCUCGGCAGCCGUCGUGGCGGCGUACAUCAUGGCCGUCUUCGGCAAGCCCAUGGUACAGACGCUGCAGUUUAUGGGCAUCCAACGCUUUUGCUGCUGCUUCGAUGAGGACACGAAGCGCACGCUCCAGACGUGGGAGGAAAUACUCAAGGCGCGCUCCGCCGUCGCCCAGGACGAGCGGGCCAGGACUAGCAGCACCGACCGCAUCGACUUCACCGACGGGUUCCAGCGCGACCCCGCGCAUAUCGGCGCCCAGGUCAAGAGGCGUGUCAACGAUAUGAUGGAUUUGGGCGGCGAGGGCGCGGGGGCCGGUGAGACGGACGGCUACUUGACGGACCGCGACCGCUUCAUCGACCGGGGCCCCUUUGUACCCUUUCGCGACGCAACCUGAAAGCAAGCGGGACUGGUUUUCUUCGUCGUUUUCGUCGGAGCGCGCGGGAAGCAUACUUCAAUACCCACACUGCACCCAGGGAAACGCAGGUCGGAUGCGAAGAGGAUUCGCCGAGCAAGACGACGACGCCGCUGAGACCCCUCCCUCCUCCGUCGGCGAUCGGUGUUGGCUAGGCCGGCUGUUGUCACGAUACCCCCUUUCUUUGUCGUUAUCUGUUAUUUUUCAUUUUUCUUUUUCACACAAUGCAUUUAGCACUGGGAGUUUAGGUCGGUCCACUGACGGUCGGUCGGUCAUGGUCCCCCGUUCCCCCACUCGCUAUCGGUAAACGGACCGCGAGAUAGCAUGCGAGGAGACAUGGAAAUAGCAUGGGUUGCAUUCACGCGUUUAUGACUGUUUGUGUGCCCUUACUGAUGCCGGCGUUGCGUGCACGGGGUAGAUGGGUGGCUGUGGCGGGCUCAUGUCCCAAGUUACAUAUCAGUGUAGCGGGGUGUUAAGACAGGCUUGCAUUGUGCUUCUUCCCAUGACUUCGCAGCGUGGCGACAUUUUUGGCCAGAGCGAAUGAUGUUCUGCCGUGUGUGUGUGCUCUAUAUGGUGGUGGUACAAUUUGGAAGUAUUACAGGGC
Purpureocillium takamizusanense is the source of this 2152-nucleotide messenger RNA. RefSeq lists its product as uncharacterized. The transcript has a single exon. Gene Ontology annotation, biological process: negative regulation of protein binding; negative regulation of SCF-dependent proteasomal ubiquitin-dependent catabolic process; regulation of ERK1 and ERK2 cascade. Lineage: Eukaryota; Fungi; Ascomycota; Sordariomycetes; Hypocreales; Ophiocordycipitaceae. The record is from RefSeq and is a predicted model, not a curated record. Gene Ontology annotation, cellular component: nucleoplasm; cytoplasm. Bases 493 to 1530 code for a protein of 345 amino acids. Gene Ontology annotation, molecular function: protein tyrosine/serine/threonine phosphatase activity; F-box domain binding.